GCUUAGCCCCGGCCAUUGCGUAUAUCGGUGCGAUUGUCGCGGAGGGCCGCCGCUGCUGCUGAUACUACUACUGUUCAUAUGGCAGCACGAGCCGUCUGCUCGAGAGGCGAGAAACAGGCAAACAAAGGCCGUUGCUUGUCGACGGAAUGGUCGAUUAAGGAGAACGGCAACAUAGCCAGCAGUUGGGCUAGCAGCCGUCGCCGGAGCCGUCGCUGCCGCAGCGGCAGCAAAGGAACGAGUGAAUGAUCAAGAAUCAACAGCAGCAGCAGCAAACGAACCAGCAAAACACCUCAUGUAACAGUAGUAAAUAGCUGACAGGGUAUAACAACCCGAACUAGGCAGCGACCGAAAACGUUUCCUUGUCGUGUCGCGAACGGCUCCUGGAUUCGAGCGAGGCACAAAGGUGAAAAACUUGUGAAUAAUUCGCUGCUACCGCCGGGGUUCCCUGAAAUCUUCUGUGAGGAUGCGAGUCAGUAGCGGGUGCCAGCUACGUUCUACAUUUGCACGAUCCGCAGUUGUUCACUGUACAUAUACAGCGAGCAGCAGGUUUUUCAUUGUCGCCGGAGUUGGCUACCGAUUUGCAUUACAAACGCCACUGCAACGGAAGUAAUCAAAAGUGAGCAUCGCAAUCAACGGGCGACAGCAGCAAUUACGCAGUCGUUGGGGGUUCGGGUGGCAGGGCGACAUCGUGCGCACGGAGCCGCUAGCCGUUGGUUGAGUCUUUUUUAACGACGUUGUAGCGAACAACUACCCCUGGCUGAGCCCAACUAUGCUAUCGACGUUCAAUCUGCAGACCUACGCCCCGUUAACGUUUACGGCUUGUUGUGGUUGUAACGCUGUGGUACAGUACCGUGUUGCGAAGUGUGAUAUUUAACAAAACGUCGAUCGAAAGCACGACAAAAAAGCGAAUUUUUACAGAGGAACGAAACGUGUUUGCUGCUUGUGUCUCGUAUAUUCUACCAUAUUCUAUUGUUUAUGUAUGCGCGUCAGUACGUAAGAAUACGUGAGGGGCCUUCCCGUACGCUGAGCGCUGUUAGCCUGUGCAUGUUCGAGUUCCUAUUCCACGAAAAGCGGAUGGCAGGACUACCCUGUUAUUCAGUGGAGGCCUGGAUAUGUAGUGGAUAUUGUUUAUGAUUGUCUUAGAACGGAGUUACGGAGGUGCCGGAAAUAGGUGUUAUUUGUUCGUUGUCUUCUGGAAUCAAUGUGUGAGUGUGCUUCGACGCUAGUGACCGUAGCAGAGGUUUACUCGAAAUGUGUGCUGAUGUAUGCAUGCUAUUUCAUCGGAGUGACACAACUAUCGUGGUGUCCGACGGCGGGAGUCAGACAAAGCAGGCUUGAUAGCACCAACGGUCGACGGGAAUAACGAGCCUGAAAACAACAACAACAACAGCACCAACGGAACUACUCGCCUUAUCAACGGGCCAUAGACACUGAUGUUGUUGUUGUUCCCGCCUAUCCUAUGAAUUUAUUCUAACCCGACAGCUGUGCAAAGUGAUCGCAACAUGUCGUUCUUUUCGAAUAUCAAAAAGAUUUUCUCGUUAAACACAAACUCAACAGCAGUUGCCCAGGAUGCGAAGCGGCGAAAGCUGAGUCACAACAUCCGUUAUGAAACGAAUCCUCUCGAAUUCUGGGAACUCAUCGGUGAAUUGGGUGAUGGGGCCUUCGGAAAAGUGCACAAGGCCAAGCACAAAGAGACGGGCGUGCUUGCGGCCGCUAAAGUCUGCAAGCUUGAUUCGGACGAGGAUCUCGAGGAUUUCACGGUAGAAGUUGACAUCUUGUCAGAAUGCCGACAUGCCAACAUUGUCGAACUCAAGGAGGCGUUCUUGCACGAUCAAGAAUUAUGGUUAUUCCUCGAAUAUUGCGAGGGAGGAGCUCUCGACUCGAUCAUGGUCGAUCUUGAGCGGCCGCUAACUGAGCCACAGAUACGUUACGUUUGUCGAGAAAUGCUUAAGGCCCUUUCCUAUCUACAUUCGCAUCGCGUCAUUCACCGAGAUGUAAAGGCUGGAAAUGUCCUUCUGACACUCGAAGGCGAGGUGAAGAUGGCCGACUUCGGCGUGUCGGCCAAGAACAAGUUUACACUUCAAAAACGGGACUCGUUUAUAGGCACGCCGUACUGGAUGGCCCCCGAAGUUGUCGUAUGCGAAACCUUCAAGGACCAGCCGUACGAUUACAAAGCCGAUAUUUGGAGUCUUGGCAUUACGCUAAUCGAACUUGCGCAGAUGGGCCCUCCGCACAAUGACCUUGCGCCCAUGAAGGUUCUGCUCAAGAUCCAGAAGAAUGAUCCGCCAAAACUGGAUAUGCCUCACAGGUGGAGCAAAGACUUCAGUGAGUUCCUGCGGAAAUGCCUCAUCAAGGACCCCAUUCAACGGCCAACAGCCGAUCAACUCCUCGGAGACAAGUUUGUCAACGAGUUAAUCAUUGAUCGCAAGCCAAUUUGUGACCUCAUAGCUGAAUACAAGGCUGACGUCACCGUUGAAGAAGUGGAGGAGGAAGAUUAUCGAGCGUCGGUGGUAGAGUCGAAUGGGGAAACGAGCUCCCAGAUGUCAUGUGAAGACGACGGCACGUUGAAGGCUGGCACAGGAACGGGCAGUACUCCAUCGACCCCUCAGGACGACAAACAGCUCGCGUUGCUUACGCCGCCGAGUUCGUCAACACCGGAGGAGUUGCCCACUCCACUGCCACCCCACCGUCAGGGCGAAUCUCCACCGAGAACUGCUAAUCUCGGUUCUGGCCAGCGUGUAAAGGACCUCGUUAGCCCAACAAAGAAAAAGCCCGCACCCCCGCCACCCGGAGCAGUUAAACAUGUCAGUCCUGUCCGGGAGAGUGGCAAUAGGGAGAUUUCUACUAGGAAAAACACAUCGCCCGGUCCGCCGUCUCUGUCCCCAACCGAUUCCGGCGGGAAACCGACUUUCAAAAAACCUGCACCAAAACCCCCGACAAUAACUAGUGGGGCAAUUGCCGAAGAGAAAUUGAAAUCGGCAGUUUUGAAAUCGGCCGAAGAGGUUAUACUUCAGGAAUCUGGCGAUAGACAUCAGCCGCAGGUUAUUGCAGAUACUCUGGAAAGAAGGCUGAGAGCUUCAGACGUUCCUACGGGUAAGGUUACACCCGACAUUGAGGAGAAGGCAUCUAAAUUUGAAGAGUUCCGUCCCCAAACGCCCGAUCUUAGCAAAACAUUAGAGGAUGAAGAGUUAGAAAAUGUAGGUGGAUCAGCCGAGCACGAACCGCGAACGGAAAGUGUCAAAGCCAAGACUUCAGAAUAUCAGGUACUGAACAGCAUCAACAACCAGGAGACCGCUGAUGAAACUGAUAGGGUCCUAGUGACCAAAAGAGACGAGCGGCCCGCUGUAUCUUUGGAGGACCUCAAGCAGAUGAUUGCGGAGAAGAAGAGGAGUUACUUUGACGGCAGCAGCGAUAGCAAUUACAUCUCAUCGUACUCUAUCCCGACUCCAGAUCAGUCCGAUGAAAGUCCCUCAGAGGACAGCGACUCCGGCUGCGUCGUUCCGAAACCACCCCCACCUAUCCUACCCGAGCAGGUCGGAAAACGAGGCACGCCAGUGUCGACUCUGUUAGGCUCCGCUAACCAGGCCGCAUCGCAAGGAUGCAACAACUCCGCCUAUCCUACUUUAGAACAGGAGGCGAUCAGGGGUAGUGUAAUAGGUGGUGAGGUUGUUGUUGUUUCAUCAGUACCGGCUUCGGUUCCACCUUCGGUGCCACCAACGGCUGAUAGGGCCAGCCGUUCUGUGAUGACAGCUCAUGGACCAACCCCAUCCGCCGAUUACGAUAACGGCACAUUGCAAGAUCAUGUAAGUGUCAUAUCGGUGGGUGGUGAAGGAGCCGUUGUGAAAGAUUCCAGCUGCAGAAUAGGAGGACCAGUUAACGGUAACGACUUGAAUAAUAGCAGCGCGAAUCAGAGCGGUGGAGUCAAUGGAGUGAUUGUUUUGAGGACUAGGACAAGGUCGCUGUCAGAGAGCGAGCAGGAGGCCGCUCUUAGGCGGCCGUCAUCGAGCUGGAAAAGCACUGAAGUCCUACCGUCUUCAAUUGGUUGUACGCGUGAUCGUGGAAAUGAACAUGAGGUGCCAAUUAGCGUAAAGCUGCAAAAAGGAGGCUCACCCCUAGGAAGAACCUCUAACUCAGCCAGUCCUAUUACAGAACACGUUCCGAUGCGGGAUUCUACAAAUCAACGCAGGAGACUCAGUCCCUCGCGCAGCAGUGAACCGAAGAAAAUUCCUGAGGACGCGUUGCGGGCCGUUUCGGCUCCAGCCGUACCUCGCGAUAGCGGGGACCGCGAAAAACGUGACGCAUUACAGCGAGCAACGGCCACAGCCGAAAAGGUCGACCGGCUACCAUCAGCUACCGUUGUUGAACAGGAGAAUCGUGUUAAUGGUCAACCUCCGCAGCAGCAACCGUUACAGUCGGGUGCCCCACCCGUUGCCGCGGCCAAGAAGCGGCAGGAGGAGCGCCAGCAACGUCCCGCUAUACAUAAUACUAGGCAAAAAACGCUUAAGAAAACACGCCGUUUCGUUAUUGAUGGUAAAGAAGUGACGCGCACAACAGAAAAGGUGAUCAUCGGGGACAAGGACACAAAGGACUACCACGAGGAGAGAAAGCAGGAGCUCCGAGAGCUCAAGCUAUUACAGAAAAUCGAGAACAAACAGUUUACAGACCUCGACACUAGGGAGCAGCAGGCUCUGGACCAGCAGAACAAGAAGUUUGAGCACGAACUCGCCAUGCUCAAGCGCAACUACGAGACGGACCUUGACGCAUUGACGCGCACACAAAAACAACGCAUCGAGAAAAUGGAACAGUCGCACGACGUCGAGGUGCGGGUGGCAUCAAAACGCAUCCGGGCGGAACAGGAAAAAGAACUUAAGGCCUUCAGGGAAGGACUCAAGAAUGAGCUCAAGAACCUGCGCAGUGAAAUCGAGUCGUCCUUCGCUAGAGACCAGAGAAAGACGGUGCUAAAAGAACGUACCGAUCGAUUAACCGCCGAUCAUGUUCAGCGGGAGGAACAAUACAUACGACAGCUCAACGAAGGCCAUGAUGAGGCCAUUCGAGUUCUGGCCGAAAACCACCGGAAGGAGGUGGCCCAAACUGAGAUGCAAUUUUUGCUACAUCGACAACAAUUAGCGCGUCAGAAGGAGAGUCAGCAAUGGGAGCUUGAGGAACGCCAACAACAAGAUCGUUUCCAGUUGGCCAAGGGACAGCUUCACGACUGCUUCCGGUUACAAAAGCAUCAGAUGGUUGUUCGGCAUGAAAAGGAAAUGCAACAAGCAAAGAGAAUGAGCGACCGGCGAGAAGAAGAUCUCGAGAAGGCGCACGCCGUGGAGCGGCGUCAAUGGCCGAAACAUAUGCGACAAGAAAUGAAGGUUCGCGAGCAGAUGUUUAAGGAGAGUUUACGGAUCGGAGGAGGGGAUGGUCAGGCCGAAGAUCGGGAACGUCUACGAUCAUUCCAAGAAACCGAGAAAAAGAGCUGUUCGAAUCUGGCAUUGAAGCAUAUGCUGCAGCUGAAGCUUAGAUACAAAACCGAACUCGCUCGCCUUCAGACAAAGCAACGUCGGCAAAUGGAGGAACUGAAGGCAGCGUCCUCGGCUGCCGAACGUGAACUCAAGCAAAUCCACGACGAGAAACGUGCUCUGCUACUUCAACAUGAAUCACAAAAAGACCGGGAAUUGGAAGAGAAGCAUCAAUCGAAGAUUAAGGAGUGGCGGGUAGAACUCAAGAGGCGACAGGAGAUCCUCGACGAUGAUUUCCAGAGACAAAUUCGUGACCAUGAUCGGUUCUAUGCGGCCGAGUAAAUUCUCCAUUUACUACAAACGUACUGUAUAUCGCAUUACGUAUUGGUUGAUGGCCAGACAGCGCCAUCUCCAUGGCGCUACAACACUGAUUACCAUUUGACGCAAGUAUCUGGAAACGUUGAUGCAUUCUAAGGCCAAGUCUGUGGCCAUACAGAUGCGUGUUGUUACUGGUUUUUCAGUUACACUGUUACCUGUCUAUUGAAUCCUAACGAACGAAUGGCUACUAAAUGCAAUGAAUUGCGUCAAUUAACCAAAAACCACUGAAUGCGAUAUUCCGUUGCCACAAUGUAUUGGCAGCUUAGUCAUUAGCCAGAUUGCAUUGCGGCAAAGACGUGCUGAUAGCCGAGGGGAAUAAUGUGGCACUGUAUAGAAGAUUGAUAAAAGAUUAGAGGUAAAUGUAAAAGGAUUUACAAUAUCGCUGGCCAUAACACAACAAUUCCAUCGCUUGUUGAUUCUACCUUCAAGGUCUUCCUCGUCGAACACACGUGUGCUACGUCUGCCCUCUCUGUCUCGAGGGGUCCGAAUUUACAAGUGCCUUUCUUCCGGUUGUUUGCGGGUUGGGUAGCCAAUGAUGCCACACGGUCACUUACGCAGAUAUAGAUUUAUCUAAUCAUCGGUUGUAGAUUCGUAACAGAAUAUCGUAGAAGGUUCGCUUAUUGGUCUAUUAUGAUCUAGCAACGCUGUGACGGUAGGAUACGACAGCUUUUCCCCGAUCAGAUCAAUUAGAUCGAGAAUCAGAUUAGCUGAAAGACGACUUAAGCGUUAAUACAGCUUAACUGACUGAUUUCUUGACAAAUCGACAUGAUCCCAUGACGAAAAGUAGCUACUACCGACAUCGUUUUAUAGUUUAUCUGAACGUGCUUUUUUACAGCUACCUCUCAGAGUACCUCGUUAUCUAUUCAACCUGUCGUUCGCUCGAGCCGAUAGAAUCGACGCUUCUCAUCGUAACCGAAACCUCAGCGUAGUUUUAGCCGGGGUCGUUGGAUUACUGAGGAUGUAUUGCUGUAUUUUGGGAAUACCUGGGCAGCCGUGCCAAUUGCUCGCUUCUCGCUGAAGGACGUGUAGAGUUUUGGUUAAAAGCCGCGUGCGGUACUUCCGAAGCGAACCCUAAAUUUGUAGAAGCUUACCUUUCAAAGGUUUUCCACGAAGGAUCGAUGCUUGCGGAUAUUAUUUUUGCGCAUGACAAAUGCUGAGCUAUUUGGUAAUACGCAGUCAAGGUGAAAAUAUUUUGUCAACGUCGAUACAAUGAGAACAUUGACUCUAAUGCUUCUUCUUAUAAAUACGCAAAAAACCGAAGGUAACUGUUACUGAAAAGCCUUACUGAUCUAAAAUACAUUGAUGGGACAGUUAUACGAACGCGGUUAUACAAAGCAUAUAGAAUAGAUGAAUCCGUUUUAACAACUGGGAUGUGCUCCCGGCCGUGAACUAGUUGGUGGGGUGCACCUCGAGAAAGCUGUGCUGCCAAGCGAACGCAAGUAUCAUUCAGACAGAACGGAACGGAACGACCUGUUACAGAACCGAAACAAUGUACGGACGUAAAAAGAUAACUGUUUUCUACGCGUGCGUGCGUGCAUAUGCGGAUGCGCAUGUUUGUACAUAGACAUAAACAUCCUUAUCCGUUAGAUAAGCAAUGAUUCUAUGCAGAUUGUAGAUAGGGAAAUCUGCCAGGUCUCCUUGGUGGUAUUUAUGCGAAGCGUUAGUAUUUAUAGAUAAAAGCUAAACGAAGAAAGCUAAAUGAUAAAAGCAGUUCGAAAUGGAACCAACCAGAGCAACAAAAAUGACAACAAAAUAAAAACUUGUUUAUAACAGAUGCAAUGAUAAUGGAACAAGAAACAGUAAAAAAAAUCAUGCAGAAUUUAACCUCGCGUCGAUAUUUGUUAUAACUGUGAACAGUAGAGAGUACGCAAUGAUAACAUUUGUAACGAGCAAUACUAAAUGAAUAUAGUAAAAACGUGUAUCGCUGACAGAAACAAAAACUAUUCCAGGCUGGUUGACUGUUAAGGUUAACUAUAAUGAUAAUUUCGUUGCUAUGCAAGUACCCAUCUUCGUCGUAUACCUUCGACUCUGCAUGUAUUUAGAUGUCAUCGUAUUUUAGUAUAGGCCACAUGACUUCGGGGAAAAGUCGUGGCAAAGACACUGUUCCUAAGUACUUCGAAAUAGCAAUCACAUGUAAUCAAUACGAUAGAUUUAUGAAACCGAAUUGCGCACGUAACAAAGCUGAAGACUUAAAUUAAAAAAAAAAACAAACACACACAUUUAAUUUGACCAAAAGCAACCGAGCUGUUUAUAUUAUGUUUUUUUAAUUUGAGCGCCUAUAAGUGCCCCCCCCCCCUUAAAAUCGCUUGUACCACAAGCAACGUACGUCUUAUUUGUAAACAGCUUUGAUGGCCAGUCAAUUUAGUAAGAUAAGCUAAGGAGAUAGGAAGUAGUCAGGUCACCGAGUGUGUGUGUGUGUGUGCCAUCGAUAUGAGUGCCGUUACCAUGCAAUUACCUGACAAUCACAGUAACCAGUAUCGCCUAACAUUGUGACCACUAGAAGAACUGUACAUAAAUAUACGAGACAUAGACCCAGAUGGGCGCCCGUUACUUGUUUCCUACGCCUUACCAUGACAAGGACGGAUGGCUAAUAACAAAUGCAUGGAAUGGCUAUUUACUAACAGUAGCAAAAAAAAAAGUUAGUAGACAAUUGUCAUAGAAACGAUUUUUUUUUAAUGCAA
Messenger RNA from Varroa destructor (honeybee mite), 8512 nucleotides. It is a transcript of the gene Slik, whose product is annotated as Sterile20-like kinase. Gene Ontology annotation, molecular function: protein serine/threonine kinase activity; ATP binding. Gene Ontology annotation, biological process: protein phosphorylation. Lineage: Eukaryota; Metazoa; Arthropoda; Arachnida; Mesostigmata; Varroidae. The record is from RefSeq and is a predicted model, not a curated record.